This is a messenger RNA of Arachis ipaensis, 2129 nucleotides long. The record is from RefSeq and is a predicted model, not a curated record. Lineage: Eukaryota; Viridiplantae; Streptophyta; Magnoliopsida; Fabales; Fabaceae.
AUGCCUCCUCCAUUUGAUAUGAUUUCUAAGAUGCAUCCUCCUAGAGAGGCUUGGAGGCUGAAAGUUAGGGUUCUAAGGCUUUGGGUUGUACCCUCUUUUGGUAACCAUGAGGUUCCUAACUCAAUGGAGAUGAUUCUCCUUGAUGAGCAUUGUGAAAAAAUACAAGUUACAGUCAAGAAACCACUGCUUAAUAGGUUUAGGGAUCAUAUAGUUGAAGGACAAGUUUAUAGAAUGGCAUAUUUUACUGUUGUGUCAAAUCAUGGUAGUUAUAGAGCAACUUCUCAUGAAUUCAAAUUGGUUUUCCUUCACCGAACCACUAUUGUAGCUGUUGAUGAAGAUGUCAUCCCUAAGACUUGUUUCAACAUGUUUCCUUUUUCUGAGCUGUUGAACAUGACCCAAGAUUAUGAUUUCUUAGUUGUUAAUAGAUUGUGUUUAUUUGGAAUAGAUGUCAUUGGUCUUUUAACUUCAGUCGGAGAAGAGAAAGAAUAUGCAAAAGAGGGAAAAUUUGUGAAAAUGAUUGCAUUGGAAUUAACUUCAAAAGAUCUUACAGUGCGAUGUGCAUUAUUUGGGGAUUAUGUUAAUCAAGUGAAUCAUUUCCUUGCCUCUGGCUAUGUGGAGCAGCCUGUUGUGGUGAUUCAGCUUGCAAAAGUCAAGUUCUUUAGGGGUCAAGUAGGUCUUCAAAAUGUGAUGUAUGCCACUCAAAUGUUAUUUAAUCCUGAUAUUCCUGAAGUUGUUGAAUUCAGGCAGAGUAUGAUUGAGCAAGGUGUCAAUGGUACCCAUCCGCUGUUUAUUGCAAAUGAGGGUAAAGUUCUCUCAUUGGAAGAUGAUUUCAUGCGUUUAACUAGAAAAUGCACUAUUGAAGAGCUUCAAGAUAACAAUCAGGAGGGUUCUUUUAUCAUUUUUAGUGCAAUUCAAGGUAUUGUUGAGGAUGGAGGUUGGUGGUAUUCUGCUUAUGUGUGUGGAAAGGGUAUCUAUCCUCAAAAUGGUGCAUAUUACUGUGAUUUUUGUUUGAAGCACAUAACUAAUGUCACUCCAAGAUUUAAAAUUAAAAUAACAGUUGAAGAUCAUACUGGGGAGGGUAUUUUCCUUCUCUUUGAUCGUGAGGCAUCUUAUUUACUUAAGAAAUCAUGUGCUGACUUGUUUACUGAGGUUCAAAGAGAUGCAAGUCUUAUAUGUGGGGAUACUUAUCCUCCCAUAUUCCAAGUGCUCAUUGGAAAGAAGUUGCUGCUCAAGGUUGAUAUCAAAGGUGUCCCACAUGAUACAUUUUAUGGGACUUUUCGAGUUAGGAGAAUUUGUGAUGAUUCCACCAUUAUUGCGAUGUUUGAACUACCCGAUUAUGACGCUAAUGACGAGUCUACUCCAAAAAAGGAGCAUGAUUUACACAAAUCUGUUCCUUGUGGAAAAGGAGAUGUUGGUAUUAAGAAGGAGUUUUCAGAUAGUUUUAUCAAAAGUGAGAAAGAUGCUGAUGAUGGUGAACAUGGAAAAGAAGAGAAAACACCCAGCAAUGAUACUGUUAGUGAUGAUCUUUCUGCUAAACUCGAUAUAUUGCUUAGCUCAGCAGAAAAAGAAACUCAGGAGGUGUUGUCCCAUGUUGUUGACGCAUCUUUGCAAUAUGGAGAGAAGCUUAUUCAUGAGAAUCAUGUUGUCACCUCCAAGGGUAAGAGGAAUUUGAAUCCUCAAUUUGAAGAGGCUGCUGUUGAUGUAGAUGGGCGUGGGUUCAAGGUUGCCAAGGUUAAUGGAGUUUGAUUGAAGGUGUGGAAUUGAGCUGCUGUGUCUAGGUGUAGGUGUUUUAUGUAUUGUAUAUCUAUAAGUAUUUAGGAAGGCUUGUGAUUGCAAAUAGGUGGACAUGUAAUCAUGCUAGCUGGAUGUUAUUUUGAUUUCACUUUUUUGGAUUGUGUCCAACAAAUAGGAUUGUCAGAUAUAGGGGUUUUCCUUUUGUGAUGGCUCGGGUAAUGUGCCAAGUUGGUCUAUUCUCAACUCCUCUUUUUGUAAUAGUGACUCUGCUAGGGAUUGGACACAUUUUCAAUAUUGUACCCUCUUUAUGUUACAUACUAGGAUAUGUGGUCAUAUGUUGGAAUACUCCUUAUCAUAGGGGUGAUAGCCAUAUGUAAUUGUCUAUAUCACUAUCA